AGUACGAAGUUGUCAAUCGCAACUAUCAAAGAAGAGCGGUGAACAUCGAGGAGAGGUCGUGGAGAUUUUUACCAUCUAGCCACCAUCGCCGUUCGCCAAUUACACCAUGGCUGAUACCGAAAAGGCGCCGCAGCCGCAGCCCCAACAGCAGCAGCAGCAGCAAGAGCAACCAGCCCAACCGCAACAAACGAAAUCAGCUAAACAAAAGCAAGUCAUUGCUGAGAAAGUUUCCGGUACCGUGAAAUGGUUCAAUGUGAAGAGUGGAUACGGUUUCAUUAACAGAAAUGACACCAAGGAGGAUGUGUUUGUACAUCAAACAGCGAUAGCCCGGAACAACCCACGCAAGGCUGUGCGCUCGGUCGGCGACGGGGAGGCGGUGGAGUUUGCCGUGGUCGCCGGGGAGAAAGGCUAUGAAGCGUCAGGAGUAACUGGUCCCGGCGGUGAGCCAGUAAAGGGCUCACCUUAUGCAGCUGAUAAACGCCGCGGCUUCCAUCGCCAAUAUUACCCCCGUCAAGGCGGCGGACGUGGCGGUGAAGGCACUCCACGUAGAGGUGGCAUGGGACGUCGUGGGCCCCCGCCCAAUCAGGGGGGCGCACAGGGUGAUGAAGGGCAGGAGGGAUGCGGAGCACCACCACAGCGUAGCUAUUUCCGCCGUAACUUCCGAGGGGGUCGUCGUGGUGGGGGCCCAGGGCCGAUGAACCGCGGCGGGUAUCGCCGUAUGCGCCCACGCAACUACCAACAGGGACAAGGUGGACCCAGCCAGGGACAACAGGGCCAGCCAGGUCAGCAAAAUUCAAACCAACGUCAGAACGCCCAGGAAGGCGAGGCUCCGGCCACCACAACGUCUCCACAGCCACAGGCCAAGCCGAAAAAUAAUGCGAAACCUGCUGGCACCACUAUCGAGACAACUACAAAUGAGAGCCAGGCCUAAUCCCUCGGUAUCUGAAUGGUGUGGCACACCCCCUCUAUGUAGUGCAUGUUUAUUCUAGCUGUGCCACACACACACUUUACAACUUACUGUCUUGUCUGUCUGUCAACUUGAGAUUGUCCGUUUUAAUGUUGUUGCAGACAUUUGAAAUAAGAUCUAUGUACAUUAACAUCAAUUUUUUUUGUCUUGUUGAAAAAUCUUGUGGGGAGAUUUAUGAUAUGGAACUGCAUUGCUAUCAUGAAUCAGAGAUGUGAUAUUUUUGUCACUUUUAAAUUUUAAUAUAUUAUAUUGUUUGUAUUUGCGCGAUAUUUUGAUUAACAUUAAAUUAUGUUUACAGUUUUAAAAAAUCUUAGGAGAUUUAACGAGGAAUUAAAUUGAAAUCUCCAGGAAUGAGACAUUGUGCAAUGAAAUUAAUGAUUUGUAUAUACACUAAUAGAGAAAUGUGCAGAUUCCAAAGCCCCAACUGAUUUUUUUUUUAUAUAGCCUCUUUUUUUAUUUAUAUACUUUGCAUAUUUUUUUGUUAUUUAAAUUGACAAGUCUUAUUUGUAACCAGGUAAUUACUUGUAUUUUAUCUUGAAACCCUGAUAAACUUAUUUUCUUUUUCUUGCAUUAGUAUUGUAUUUUAAAAACUAUAAAUAAAAGUUCUUUUUACCCGU
Molecule: messenger RNA, 1584 nt
Organism: Galleria mellonella (greater wax moth)
Lineage: Eukaryota; Metazoa; Arthropoda; Insecta; Lepidoptera; Pyralidae
Gene: yps
Product: Y-box factor homolog
Exons: 5
Coding region: 107-931 (274 amino acids)
Biological process (GO): regulation of gene expression
Cellular component (GO): nucleus
Molecular function (GO): nucleic acid binding
Source: RefSeq, a predicted model, not a curated record